Messenger RNA from Babesia sp. Xinjiang, 525 nucleotides. RefSeq lists its product as uncharacterized. Bases 1 to 525 code for a protein of 174 amino acids. Lineage: Eukaryota; Apicomplexa; Aconoidasida; Piroplasmida; Babesiidae. The transcript has a single exon. The record is from RefSeq and is a predicted model, not a curated record.
AUGGCGGGAAGAUCCGAGAAAAAACGUAUCCUGAGGGAAAAGAGUGUUGGUUUCUUGUAUACCAUCAUCGCCCUGGUUUGCCUGGUAAGUGCAACGUUCAUUUAUCUUACAACGCGACACACACCCCAACAAAUCCCCGUAAUAUACGAUUCUCAGGCUUUAUGGCUCAUACGACAUGUAGUAUUUCCAAGAGGAGGCAUUAAUCCUGACGUAAAAACGUUUCUAUGGAGAGCUGCGCUUAUUGUUGUACCUUACGGUAUCAGCCUAGCAUCUAUUCUUAGCAGUCUUCGACUGGGAGUACAAUUCAGCGUUUCAAACGAUCUAUUUUGCCUUACUACGGUUGUAUGUAUCGUCAGUAUCUUCGUAGACUGGGCAUACAAGCUACUAGCUAUAGUCCCUAUAUAUGCAUUUUACAAACUGGCGAGACUAAUAUACACAUGGGCUCUUACCCCUGAACCUGAGGCAGAAGUCAACCCUAAGAAGGCCGAGAAGGCGAAGCGCAAGUUCAAGACCAUCAGGGCCUGA